AUGAAUAUAAAAUUUUUCAUGAAGAUUUAUUAUCCAGAAUCUUAAUUGCCUGUGCCGAUAUCUUAUAUUUUGACUUAAAACAUUUUGCAAUAUUAGAUGCUUUUGCCUUAGCUAGUUCAUCUAAUUCUGAUAAAUACCUUAGAGGAUUUGUGAAAAAAGUUGCUGAUAGGGUUGGAAAACCAUAUUCCGAAUUUAUUGACCUUGGGCUUUAUAAAUCACGUUUUAGUCUUCGGCUUCUUGAAUGGGCAAAAGAAGAUAGA
This is a messenger RNA of Racocetra persica, 260 nucleotides long. The record is from the annotation of a GenBank genome assembly. Lineage: Eukaryota; Fungi; Glomeromycota; Glomeromycetes; Diversisporales; Gigasporaceae.